GGGUGCAGUUUGGGGCUUGGGACAUGGCAUUGGUAAGCAUCAGGGUGUGUGAUUGGGGUUGAAGCCAGGAGCCCCCAGGAUCUGAGGUACGCCAGGCGGAGGUUGUCCACCGGAAAGAAUCGUCUGCCAGGUGGGAACGGUUGGGUGCCAGAGGAAGGUUUUCUGAGGUGUUGGUCUGUGUUUUACAGGUUCAGAGAAACAGCUGGGAUAAAGGGCCCACGUGAGAGGAGGCAAUGAGUCGCUGAAGCAUCAGACAGCAGGAGGCCUGAGCCAGAGUCACGGUGAUAUCCUGAUCGCUCUUCUGAAGAUCCUGCUCUUGCAGUCGCUGCGGUGUCACAGUUAGGGGCUGUUGGCCAGAUGCUGCUGGAUGCUGACAGGAGAAAGCUGAUUCGGAGACGGGCAGCCAGAGAUGUUUGGACACGUCGUCAUUUUGGAUCUGGCAUCUGAGUGAGGGUCCGUGCUUCAUGAAGCUUUGAAUUUGAGCCAAGGCUGGUAGCCCGCCGGCGGAGCCCCGCAGCCGGGAGGAUGUCGAGCACGGCUCCCUCCAAGAAGCCCUACCGCAAGGCGCCCCCGCAGCAUCGCGAGGUGCGCCACGAGGUCCCCAUCAUUCGGGACGAGCAGGAUGGAGUGAUUUUGGCCGAGCAGAGUCAGGAGCCCUUGACGGAUGCAGAAAGGAUGAAGUUGCUGCAGCACGAGAACGAAGAGCUGCGCCGGCGGCUGACCUACGUGACGAACAAAAUGGAGGCGAUGGAGAGGGAGCUGGAGUCGGGGCAGGACUACCUGGAGAUGGAGCUGGGCCAGAACCGGGAGGAGCUGGAGAAAUUCAAAGACAAAUUCCGUAGGUUGCAGAACAGCUACACCGCUUCCCAGAGAACCAACCAGGACCUGGAGGAGAAGCUGCACGCCCUAGCCUCUCUCAGCCAAAGCUGGAUUUUUGCAAUCAAAAAGGCGGAGAUGGACCGCAAGACGCUGGACUGGGAGAUUGUGGAGCUCACUAAUAAACUGCUCGAUGCCAAAACUACCAUCAACAAGCUGGAAGAACUCAACGAACGCUACCGGCAGGACUGCAACCUUGCGGUACAGCUGCUCAAGUGCAACAAGUCCCACUUCAGGAACCACAAGUUUGCCGAUCUUCCCUACGAGCUGCAGGACAUGGUCAACAAGCAUUUGCACAGCACUCAGGAGUCUUCAGGCCCUGGCCAAGAGGCAACCCAUACCUUGGCCCCAUCUGAUGUUGUGCCCACCUCGGUCAUCGCCAGAGUCCUGGAGAAGCCGGAAUCCCUGGUGCUGAAUUCGGCCAAGUCCAGCAGCGGCAGCUGCCCCAUGGCUGAGGAUGUGUUUGUGCACGUGGACAUGAGCGGAGCCCCUCCUGAGGCCUGCCAGAGCGCGGGCCAGCCGGGGAAGGAGGGAGGGGACGCAGGCAAGCAGCAGAACGGCGGCUGCAAGCCGCAAGGCAGCGUGGAGAGCGUCCCCGAGGACGCGCCGGCCUUUGAGAAGCUCAGCCCAUACCCUACCCCGUCUCCCCCCCACCCCAUCUACCCCGGGCGCAAGGUGAUCGAGUUCUCCGAGGACAAGGUAAGGAUCCCGAAGAACAGCCCCCUGCCCAACUGCACGUACGCCACGCGCCAGGCCAUCUCGCUCAGCCUGGUGCAGAGCGAGGACGAGAGCUGCGACCGGCACCGGACGCUGCCCGGCAGCCCCGCAUCCGAAGGGCGCCGCUCGGCCUCCAGCUGCUCCUGCCAGCAGUCCCCCAAAACAGCCGGGGCUCCCGGCUCGUCCCACAGCAGCCCCUUCAGCAGCCCGCCCCAAAUCCCCAGCGCCUUCGCCAGCUCGGCCAGCUCGGAGGAGGAUCUGCUGGCCAACUGGCAGCGCGUGUUCGUGGACAAGGCGCCCCCCAGCUCGGAGCGGGCGCUGCUGAACCGCACGGCUUUCGGCCGUGACACCGCCCCGGAGCUGCAGAAGAGGUUCAGCCGCUCCAUGCAGGAGCUGGGCAGGGCGGCCUCAGCCUACUCGGACGGCGAGGAGUCGGCGCAGAGCUGCAGCUGGACCGUCAGCCGGGACUCGAGCGUGGACACGGACAGCACCGAGUCCAGAGCCCGCCGGAGCCACUUCUCCUCGGACUACGGCACGGAUUUCUCCCAGGACGAAGCCCAGAAGCUGCUGCAGGGAGGUGGUGGAGGCCCCGCGGAGCCUGGAAGCCCCCCGCUGGAGAAGCACAAGGACUACGUGGACCUCGGCUUGCCCGAGAGCCCGGCUGACGAGAGAGAAAUGUUGCUGCCGGGAUGCAAGGAGAGCAGCCAAGGAGGAGCUCAGGAGGAGAGCGGCGAGGGCAGCAGGGCCAGGCCUCCCUUCGGCCGGCCGCACCGCAGCCCCAAGAGGAUGGGGGUCCACCACUUGCACCGCAAGGACAGCCUGACACAAGCCCAGGAGCAGGGCAACCUGCUCAGCUGAGGCAGGAGCAGCAGCAGCCGCGCGCCGCGGGACGCCUCCACCUCCCCACUUUCUUCCCAGGGAGAAAAACCUCUCGCUACCCUCUCACGCUCUGAAGUUUUAUAUUUAUUCUCCUCUUUGGCUACCCUCGGGCCCGCAGCACACCCGCUGCCCCGGCGCGCUCGCGGCUGUCCCCGCAGCCUCACACUGGUGCCUGUACCGGACUCAGUUCUGGGUACCCCUCGUCCCGGCGUGCCUCUGCCUCUCCGCGCUCUCACCCUCCCUUUUUCCCUUCCCACUCAGGUACCUGAGGCCCUGGCUGCUCUCUUUCAACUCGUGCCAACGGGGCAGAGCGCCCGACGGUGGCGUCUGAGCCCCUGGGAGCCCCCGGGGGCCCCGGCUGCCUCCGUGCGUCCCCUCCCCGGGCAGAGGAGGUUUGGUUUUGGGGCUUUGUUUGUGCGUCUCCUCCCUCACACCUCUUCUUGUUGUUUUGUUGGAAGGCUGCUGCCUCUUCUCCUCUUGGGUGGGCUGCUUUCUUCUCGCCCGCCCUCGGGUUUUUGGGGUGGGUUGUUUUUUUCCCUUCCCCACCCUGCAGAAACAGCCGCAGCGCUUGGCAGCCAGGCUGCUCCCUGCGCCGAGGGCGGCCCCGAGCCCCGAUUCCCUUCUCACCAGCCCGCAGAACGCCCUCCAGCCUCAGCAACGAGAUGGUGAAGGAUGCUGCUGGGAUUUUGGGGGCAGGAGGGCUCGUGGGGAUGCGAGGGCAGUGCUCUGGGAAGCUACUCCCUGCCUCCCGGCUCAGCAGCAGCCCUUUGCCAGGGGCUUUGUGCCCCCUUCUUUUGGGGGGGCCCCAGGCUGGCUCUGGUGCCUCUCUGGGGCUUCCCCUUCUGGGUAGGGCCUCCAGGCGUGUUUUUUUUCCUAGCCUAGCGUGAUCUCGUGACUUUUCUUCGCUGUCUCGUGUGCUCAGUGUCUUAUCGGGGAGGGGGGAGGGAAGGGGAGAGGUCUGUAGGUGUAGGUUUGUUUUUUUGUUUUUUUGUUUUUUUUGAGGGCUCUCGUGGCCUGCUGUCCCGUUUUAAUUUCGUCCCGUGCCCUUGUCUUGUCUCGUGUCUCUCACCUGGCCCAGGGGGGCGAGGCAGAGGGCCAGCCUGGCUCCUGGGCCGUGCUCCCCUCGCACCUGCUGGCUGAUCCUUGGCCUGCUGGCUGUUGGUUUUUUCUUUUUUUUAGUUGCAUUUGCAUUGUCUUCCUGCCCUGCUCCCUCAGUGCUCCUUGCUGGGCUAGGGGAGAGCAUCCCUCUGCCGGGGAGGGAGCCAACAGCCAGAGAUGCAGCCCAAAGCUGCCCGGGGGCCCUGCUCCCCUCCCCAAAUCCCUGUUUUUUCAGAGGGCUGCUUGCAGCUGGGGCCUCAACCCCAGCCCAGAGGCUCCAGGGCCUGUGAAAAGGAGCUGCAGGCCCCUGCGCCGUCACCCUGCGGCCCACCUCAGGCAGCUGCGGAGCCGGGGCUCGGCCUUUCACUGCAGUUAUUUCACUCGAUUCCUGUGCAAACAGGCUGGUGCUGAGAGCAGGAGCCUCCCUUCAGCUCGCAGGGCGUUAUCUCCUGCCCUGAAGCCGGGAGGAGCGGAGCCCUCCCCGGCUGGCGCGGUGCCUGCCCCCUGCGCCCCCCUUGGCUCUGGGGCCUCGAGCUGACCCCGCUCCCGGCAUCCCACCUCCAGACUGUUAAUCUGUAACUAACGUGGUUUGUUUUUGUUUUUGUUUUCUGAAAUUUUCAAACUGAUGUAUAUUUUAAGAGCAGAAAUAAACUAUUUUAAAAGUAA
This is a messenger RNA of Anas platyrhynchos (mallard), 4236 nucleotides long. RefSeq names its product tight junction associated protein 1 (gene TJAP1). Lineage: Eukaryota; Metazoa; Chordata; Aves; Anseriformes; Anatidae. The record is from RefSeq and is a predicted model, not a curated record. Gene Ontology annotation, biological process: Golgi organization. Gene Ontology annotation, cellular component: trans-Golgi network.